Messenger RNA from Akanthomyces muscarius, 2190 nucleotides. RefSeq lists its product as uncharacterized. The record is from RefSeq and is a predicted model, not a curated record. The transcript is spliced from 2 exons. Lineage: Eukaryota; Fungi; Ascomycota; Sordariomycetes; Hypocreales; Cordycipitaceae. Bases 1 to 2190 code for a protein of 729 amino acids.
AUGACUUCGACAACCACCACGUCUCGGCGAUUCAAGCUCUUUGGCUACUCAAAAAACAUCGAGCCAUAUACCAAGAAGCGCAUUAUCGAAUUUGGGAUGUGCAACCUUCAUGCGAACCUCAACAGAGAAUACGAUCCCGACCGUGACGAUGAGCUCCGUGCGAUGCGCGCAGGGUCCAACAUUUCCGACUUUGACAACACCGAGUUCCGCAUCCAGAGGCAAAAGGUUGACCUCACCUACGUCUACGAGAAUGUCGACAUUGAGAUGCCCACCGCCGCGCAGCUCCGUCGCAUGCCCGGCCCCGUGCGCCGCAACAUGCGCGUCGUCCCGCAGACCCCGCGCGCCGAGCUCUACAACCGCGGCCCGGCCGUGGCGCCCACGCCCAAGAUUCCAGAUCCCUACGACGACUCGCCGCUCUGGGGUUUCAGAGACAAGUACAUGUACCGCGCGAGGAUUGAUCCUGAGGAAGCAAAGGAGGCGAAGAGGCAGAAAAUGCCAAAGGAGAACAAGAAGAAGCGCAAAGCGCGCGGCCGAAACCAGUCGGAGCAUCCAGAAGAGGCCGACAUUGAGAUUGGACAUGGUCGGAAGAGGCCUCGCGUUGAUGAGGAAGAGCAAGCGCAGAUGGAAGAGGAGCAAGUGCAGGACUACAACCCUGUGCAUCUUCCACCUACUCCUGCCACGACGCCCGGCUUUACAGCUCCGUGCGACAUGCCUGUGCAGUCGAUUGAGCAGACCGACGGGCAAGUGGAGGCUAACAUCGAGCUCCUCGCAAACUUCAACAAUACCCAUUCAGCGCCGACUGCGCCUACCGAAGCCAGAGCUACUACAUCUACCUCUUCGAGCUCGAGCACCAGCCCGCCUACUCGGUCGAGGGCCGCACCAUCCUCCAGCUCCAGCUCCAGCUCCAGGCCCAGCCCUACUGUUGCUGUUAAAGGUGGAGGUAGAGAAGCAAGAGGAAAAGUGCUAAGAGGUGGAGGCGCCGCACCUGCACCAUCCUCGCCUCUAAACCCACCAUCCCUAGGUUCUCUGGAGCCCGUCGUCGAGGCGUCGUCGUCGUCGUCGUCGUCGUCUGCGCCCGCCGCGACUGUAGACCAGGGUCCUCCGCAAUUCGCCAGGCAAGGCUUCCUCGCGCUGCCGAACGAGGAGCUGGUGUACCGCAACCAGAGCCUCGGCCUGCAGCCCGCCAUUCUCGGCACCUGCACGACCAUCUUCCGCGAGGCGGCGCGCACGCUCUACGGCGAAAACGAGUUCCUGUACCUCCUCCGCGACGGCGCCAACCACGUCGCCGACGUCACGGCCGUCGGCCAGGACGACGCGCCCAACCCGGCCAGCGACGCCGAGGAGGACCCCGAAUGGGGCCCCGCGCGCCGCGCCACCCGACGCGGCCGCCGCAGCGCGGUGAAGCCGCUGGAAAAGUUUGACAUCAACCUCGACCGCUACAUCAGGUACGUCCGGCACAUCUGCAUCGAGGCCGAGCACAACCGCUUCGACGAGGCGGCGCAGACGCGCGCGGCCAGCGCCGUCAAGGUCUUUACGGACCGCUACCCGGCGAUGCCGGCCGGCAGCUUCUCUACGCGCCUCGCCAGCCUGGAGCUGCGCGUGGUGCCCAUGUGGGAGGCCAACGUCGGCGAGCUCGGCGGCGGCGGCGGCUUCACCUUUCUCGACUGGUUCGACGCCGACACGGGGCUCAUGCGGAGCAUCCGCGACCUCUCGUGCGACCAGCUGACGGUGCGCGUCCUGCCGCCGCCCGGCAACCAAGCACGGGGGUCGCGCCGCUUGCGUAACGCGGGCGGCGGUGCCAGCGUCGUCGGUGGACCGCCGACGUUCACGCACCAUGUGAGCAUGCACGACUACCAGGUCGGCCGGCUGGUGCGCGACUUUGGCAUGGUGGAUGUCUGGGCGGGCGACGGUGCGAUGCAGCUCGGGAGGGAGGCGCGCCUGGGCGAGAUGGAGGCCGGGUUCAGGAGGCUGCAGCGCGUGCUGGAGGGGGUCUGCCGGGACGCCACGUAUGGCGAGCGUGGCUGUCCGCGGGUCGUCGAGGACGGGGAGGAUGGGGAUGGGGAUGGGGAGGGGCAGGAUGCGGACGGAGGGGAUGGUGUGGGGGACGAUGGACCAGCAGAUGACGACUUUGAGGAGGAGUUAUUGCUGCUUGACAAUGAUGAUGAGGAUGAUGAGGACUACGAGGACUAA